This is a messenger RNA of Dreissena polymorpha, 811 nucleotides long. Its product is annotated as temptin-like. The record is from RefSeq and is a predicted model, not a curated record. The transcript has 4 exons. Bases 89 to 493 code for a protein of 134 amino acids. Lineage: Eukaryota; Metazoa; Mollusca; Bivalvia; Myida; Dreissenidae.
AAUCUCGACCACAAUAUAUAAAUAUAUUUGGUACGGCACGUUCAGGUCUUUAUUUUAGUAGUCAUUACGGAGAAAGCGAAGGGAUAAGAUGCAAUUAAUUGCCUGUAUAGCUGUUCUACUGGGGGCGGCCUAUGCCCAUCCGUUCUAUCGGGAUGGCUUCCCUAAUGGUUACUCUAUUCCGAACCCCUGUGGAGGCGGGAUAUGGGAGGCUGUAGGUCAUUAUGACCCUCAUCAUCAUACCAUCAACAAGAACCGAUAUGGACUGGCAUUCUCCGCCGCCGGUCACACUUGGACCCAUGCCCUCUGCAUGGCGGACAGUGACGGCGACGGCAAAACUAACGGAGCGGAACUCGGGGACCCGACCUGCGUCUGGGUGAGGGGUGGAGUGCCCACCGGCCAUGCCACCGGACAUCCGGGAAUCUGCGAGCCAGUGGGGUCUUGCGGAGACGGGUUUACGUGCAACUGCCAUGGCGGCCAUUGUGUUGGGAAAUAAUCGUCGGAAUAAAAAAAACUGCCUUGCUUGUUAUGUUUUUGGAUACAUCUGUGAUGAAUGUUCUAUAAGCAUUUCUAAAAUUAGUUGAUAUUCCUUGGAAAUUACUUCCCUUCACAUCAAAUAUUGUAUUACGCUAUUAAUAAGUGCAUAUUCAACUUUUGGGGAUUGUUUUCUCACAAGGUGCAUUCAAACAUGUGUCUAUUGAUCGCGUAAAGAACGUUAUAUUCAAUUUUUAAUAACAUAACCUCUUAUUAAAGAUUUAACAUAAUUUGUGCUAUAAAAUGAAAAUAAAAUUAAUAAAGUCUAUUUUGAACCAUG